CGAGCAACCAAAAAGCAAUGUAAAAUCGGUCACUAAUUCAAAGUUUUGCUGCUUGUGAAAAUUCUCCGCCAAAUCCACCACGCACAAGCCUACAAAAACAAAGCAUUCCUUCCCUCCAAACUCAUCGGCGACGAGAUCUAACACACAAGGGCAAAAAUGGAGGUCAGAGCCAGAGCACCCGGAAAAAUCAUACUCGCCGGAGAACACGCCGUGGUUCAUGGAUCCACCGCCGUAGCCGCCGCGAUCGAUCUCUAUACCUACGUCUCUCUUCGCUUCCCCACUCCAUCUGAUAAUGAUGAUGCAAUAAAGCUUCAUCUCAAGGAUCUGGCCUUAGAACUUUCCUGGCCAGUUGGGAAAAUCAUGGAAGUUCUGCCCGAUCUAGGCAGCCGUGUUGCGUCCUCUCCCUGUUCAUGUUCCCUAGAGACGUCAAAAGCAAUUGCUUCUCUACUUGAAGAUCAAAAUAUUCCCGAGGCCAAUAUUGGAAUCGCAUCUGGCGUUUCAGCUUUUCUUUGGCUGUACACGUCCAUUCAUGGCAAUAAGCCAGCUAAAAUUGUUGUGACCUCGGAGCUGCCAUUAGGCGCGGGUUUGGGUUCGUCUGCCGCCUUUUGUGUCGCACUUUCUGCCGCACUCCUUGCCCUAUCUGAUUCUGCAAAAUUGGAUUUUAGCCAUCAAGGUUGGCAGAUGUUUGGAGAAAGUGAGUUGGAGCUCGUGAAUAAAUGGGCUUUUGAAGGUGAAAAGAUCAUCCAUGGGAAGCCAUCUGGGAUAGACAAUACAGUCAGUACCUAUGGUAACAUGAUAAAAUUCAGAUCUGGUGAACUCACGCGCAUCAAGACAAAUAUGCCCCUUAAAAUGCUCAUAACUAAUACGAAAGUCGGAAGAAAUACAAAAUCAUUGGUAGCCAGCGUGUCCGAAAGGACACUGAGGCAUUCAACUGCAAUGGCUUCUGUGUUUAAUGCUGUUGACUCCAUAAGCAAUGAGUUAGCUGCCAUAAUCCAAUCACCAGUUUCUGAUGAUCUUGCAAUCACAGAAAAAGAGGAAAAAAUUGGAGAACUAAUGGCGAUGAAUCAAGGGCUACUGCAGUGCAUGGGGGUCAGCCAUGCAUCAAUCGAGACUGUGAUUAGAACUACGCUAAAAUAUAAACUAUCUACUAAACUCACAGGAGCUGGUGGAGGAGGCUGCGUUUUGACGCUACUUCCAACCUUAUUAUCAGGAACGGUUGUCGAUAAAGUUACUGCUGAUCUGGAUUCGUGUGGGUUCCACUGUUUGAUUGCGGGAAUUGGUGGAAGAGGCAUGGAGAUUAGUUUCAGUGGUUUUUCCUAACAUGUGGCUCGAAAGUGGCAUUCUAAGCGUAAGAUCUGGACCAAGUACCUUCAAAACUUAUUUUGCAGAUGUAAAAGAUCCUUUACCCCAACUUUUUAAUGCGUGUACGAUUAUUUUUCACGAUAUGUUAGUUGAAAGCAACACUUUUAUAAGACUUCUCUGCCAUCGAGCCUUUUUUUUUCUGCAUCAGCUUAAAAAAGAUUGAAUAAUAAUAAUUUCAUCGUUCUUCCAAUUGUGCAUUGUGGAGUUGAAGUAGCCAUCCCAAGUUAUAAUCCUUACUCCUUAGUGCAGGUUAUUAAUUUGGUUUUGGUUAUGUGGUUCUUGUUGCCGUACGGUUUAGUUAUGAUUCACAUAGCUUCUGGUUGAGAUGAUAAUCCUAUCUGCCCAUUUUCUAGUCUUUACAGUGUAAAUCUAGUGAUUUACCAUUGCGUGACAAACAAUUGUUUUUCGAUGAACUUGUUCUAUUU
Striga asiatica is the source of this 1787-nucleotide messenger RNA. NCBI's taxonomy places the organism in Eukaryota, Viridiplantae, Streptophyta, Magnoliopsida, Lamiales, Orobanchaceae. The record is from the annotation of a GenBank genome assembly.